Molecule: messenger RNA, 7781 nt
Organism: Phyllopteryx taeniolatus (common seadragon)
Lineage: Eukaryota; Metazoa; Chordata; Actinopteri; Syngnathiformes; Syngnathidae
Gene: dysf
Product: dysferlin, limb girdle muscular dystrophy 2B (autosomal recessive)
Exons: 58
Coding region: 569-6982 (2137 amino acids)
Biological process (GO): T-tubule organization; macrophage activation involved in immune response; negative regulation of phagocytosis
Cellular component (GO): cytoplasmic vesicle; membrane; T-tubule
Molecular function (GO): calcium ion binding; calcium-dependent phospholipid binding
Source: RefSeq, a predicted model, not a curated record
CUCUGUCUUCCUCCCAGAUUCCCGAAACAUGCACGUUAGCUUUAUUAGAUUCUUAGUCCGAGCGUGUGCAAAGGGUUGCAAAUGUUUCUUGCUUAUGUAUUUGAUAAAACAAGAACGUGCCAAAGGAACGCGCUUGGGGGAGGUGGUGACUCAGCGACAUGCAAUACAGCCUCCUUACCACAAGACGUCACUGUUGCGUUUUUUAAAAAAAUUUAAAGUUAUACAGACGAUUAAUUUUUCCAAACGUCUCUAAAAGCUGAGUAAUUGUGAUUCCUAAAACAUGGUUUUGUUACAACGGCGUGUUUGUGUUUAUUUCAAGCGUUCUUCAUGGACACCUAACAAUUCCAAUCAUGUCCCCUGGAAGGCAACAGUGAGCCAGGAAAUAAUGCAAAUGAAGGAAAACUAAAACUACACAUCAUACUGUCUGUGUUCCCUUUAUGUAUUCCAAAACUGAACAAACGGAAGCCCGCGCAGCUUUGGAAGGUGUCGAAAAGAAAGAAAGAAAAAAGACGAAACGACAACUUGGAUAUCCCAACACGGUUCUGCUGUGAUCCAGUUUGCGUGUGUCAUGCUGCGCGUGUUCAUUCUGUGCGCAGAAGGCCUGCAAACGCCGGAUGACGACAUCAGCGACGCCUACUGCACCGUCACCCAUGAAGGGUCAAAGAAGAAGACCAAGGUCAUCAAGAACAACCCCAAUCCCGUUUGGAACGAGGGGUUUGAAUGGGAUCUGCAGGGAGUUCCUUUCCAGCCGGGGGCCGAGCUUCACUGCGUCGUCAAGGACCACGAGAAGAUGGGGAGGAACAGGUUUCUGGGUGAAAGCCGGCUCGCCUUCGGAGACGUGCUCAGCUCUCCCAACCUGGCCGCAUCCUUCACCGUCUCUCUGCUGGACACCAAGAGGAACAACACGGGGGCCACGCUGACCUUGCAGGUUUCCUUCAUCCCUCCUCCCGGCUCAGCUGCCAUCUUCCAGUCCCCGGCGCUGCCUCACAGCAACCCGAAUGUGGAGCCGGACACUGUCACAAUGAUCUCCCUGGACACUCUGGGCGAGGGGGACACGGAGAGCAUGAUCAUGCUGGAGGCCCCGGAGGAGCAGGGUGAGGACGACGGGCGCUCCGUGGUGCCGGUCGGCCCCCAGGGACCUCAGAGCCGAGAGUCGCCCGCCGCCCAGACCCCAAAACGCUCGCCGCAGUCUUACAACGCCCACAGAGCGCUGAAGAGGAGGCGGAGGGGCACCAGCGGUCAGCCCAAACCGCUGGCCCACAAGCCUCAGGACAUUCAGGUUCGCGUGCGGGUCAUCCAGGCUCGACAGCUGCCGGGCGUCCACGUCAACCCGGUCGUCAAGGUAACGGUGGCCGGGCAGAGCAGGAGGACGCGCAUCCGCAGAGGCAACAACCCCACUUUUGACGAGACUUUCUUCCUGAACUUCUUUGAGACGCCGUCCGACUUGUUCGAUGAACCCAUCUUCGUCACGGUGUGCGACUCGCGCUCCCUCAGAAGGGACGCCGUCAUCGGAGAAUUCAAGCUGGACGUGGGCGCCGUCUACAGCGAGCGCCGACACUGCUACUUGAGGAAGUGGCUGCUCCUCUGUGACCCCGACGACCUGUCUGCUGGGGUUAGAGGUUACCUAAAAGUCAGCCUGUGGGUGUUGGCCGCCGGAGACGAGCCGCCGGCGGACAAGCGCGAGUGUGUGGAGGACAAGGAGGACAUCGAGGGGAACCUGCUGAGGCCCGCCGGUUUGUCCCUCAGAGGAGCCGCCUUCACCUUGAGGGUCUUCAGGGCCGAGGACCUUCCCCAGAUGGACGAUGCCUUCAUGGACGGGAUGAGGCAGGUUUUCGGAUUCGACAGCAACAGGAAGAACUUGGUGGAUCCUCUGGUGGAGAUCCAUUUUGCUGGCAAAACAGUCUGCACAAAGGUUCUGGAGAAGAACGCCAAUCCACAAUGGCACCAGAGUCUCACGAUGCCAAUAAGGUUUCCGUCCAUGUGUGAGAAGAUGAGGAUCCGACUCCUUGACUGGGACCGAGCCAGUCACAAUGAUGUCAUUGGCACCGCCCACCUCUGUAUGUCCGAGAUCUCGGCGCCCGGAGGGGAGAUUGAGGACGACUUGACCCCACGGAGCGCCCCCUCUGGCAUGGACGACACGCUCGGAUUCCUGCCCACAUUUGGUCCGUGUUUUGUCAACCUGUACGGCGGUCCCAGAGAGUUCAGCACCUUCAACGACCCCCACGAAGCGCUGAACCUCGGAAAGGGUGAGGGUGUGGCCUACCGAGGUCGGGUCUUGCUGGAGCUGACCACAAAGCUGGUGGACAAACCGGAGCCCAAAAACGAAGACAUCUCGUCAGACCGUCUGCUGGUGGUCGAGAAAUUCCUCAGAAAGAGGAAAUUCUCCCUCUUUGUGGCGUUUUAUUCUGCCACGCUCCUCCAAGGCGUCGACGACGCCGUCCAGUUUGAGGUCAGCAUCGGCAACUACGGCAACAAGUUCGACUCCAGCUGCCUGCCGCUGGCCUCCACCACCCAGUUCAGCAGGGCCGCGUUUGACGGUUGUCACUACUAUUACCUCCCGUGGGGAAACGUCAAGCCGGUGGUCGUUCUGUCGUCGGCGUGGGAAGAUAUCGCUCCGAGGAUCGAGGCUCUCAACAUGCUUUUGGCUGCCCUCGACCGACUGGAGGCCAACCUGCAGCGGGUGCAGCUGGAAAUGAAGGCGGGAAGCCAUAUGGACGAGCUGGAGCUACGUGUGGUGGAGCUGCUGGAUCAGGUGAUCACAGACUGCAGUCAGGAGCCGCCGACUCUCGAGCGCUGGCCGUGCGCGACUCCUCUGGACCGCUCGCUCCGACACGUCCGCGCUCUGCACCUGCAGCAGAUCGCGGCGGCGGCGCUGGCCCUCAAGCACGGGCCGGCGACGGAGCUUUCCACCGUGGUGGAGCAGGCGGACGACUGGGCCUGCCGCCUGCGGAGCUUGGCCGCGGAGCCCCAGAACAGCCUUCCCGACAUCGUGAUCUGGAUGCUGCAGGGCGAGCGAAGGGUGGCGUACCACCGCAUCCCGGCGCACACGGUCCUCUACUCUGAGCGCCACGCGGGCAAACACUGCGGGCAGCUGCAGACCGUCUUCCUCAAAUUUCCACAAGGCGGCGGCGGGGAGGCCAAGCUUCCCGGUCAGCUCCGGGUCAAAGUGUGGUUCGGACUGGCCGCCGACGACAAACACUUCAACCUGUACGCUGAGGGCAAACUGUCCGUGUUCGCAGAGACGUACGAGAAUCAGACUCGGCUCGCCCUCGUGGGCAGCUGGGGGACUACGGGUCUUACUUGCCCCAAGUUCAGUGACGUGACGGGAAGGGUGAAACUGCCCAAGGAGAGUUUUAAACCCUCGCCUGGCUGGAACUGGGCCGGGGAUUGGUACAUAAGCCCCGAGAGAACACUGCUGUUUGAUGCGGACGCUGGUCACAUGACCUACACGGAGGAAGUCUUUGAAAACCAGAUGAGGUUACCCGGUAGCCAGUGGAUCGGCAUGCCCGAGGGAUACGCCGAUGUGAACGGGGAGAAGGCCGUGCCCAAAGACGACGUGGAGUGUCCUCCAGGCUGGGUGUGGGAGGAGCCGGAGUGGAGCGAGGACCUCAACAGGGGCGUGGACGAUCACGGCUGGGAGUACGGCAUCACCAUCCCACCGGACCGCCGGCCCAAGUCGUGGGUGCCCGCGGAGAAGAUGUACCACACCAACCGGCGAAGGCGCUGGAUGCGCAUGAGAAGGCGGGACCGGCAGAAGAUGGAUGCGCUCAGAAAGCAGCGUCCGGACGAGGCGGCGUGCGAGGGCUGGGAGUACGCCUCGCUGUUCGGCUGGAGGUUCCACCUGAAGCCCAGGAAGACCGACAGCUUCCGGAGGCGGAGGUGGAGGUGCCGCAUGGAGCCCCUGGAGAAGACGGGCCCGGCGGCCAUCUUCGCUCUGGAGUGCUCCCUGAGCAGCAUAGAAGACAAACACGACGACAAGUCUGUCACCACCACCACCUUUGGAGUCCACAGACCCACCAUUACCUGCUUCUUUGACCUGGGCACCCGCUACCACCUGCGCUGCUACCUGUAUCAAGCCAGGGAGCUGAUGGCCAUGGACAAGGACAGCUUCUCUGACCCCUACGCCAUCGUGUCUUUCCUCCAUCAGUCUCAGAAGACGGUUACGGUGCGAAACACCCUCAAUCCCACCUGGGACCAGACACUCAUCUUCUACGACGUGGAAAUCUUCGGGGACGCUGAGGCCACGAUGGCCACCCCCCCGCAUGUGCUGGUGGAACUUUAUGACCAGGACACAUACGGAGCGGACGAGUUCAUGGGUCGCUGCGUGUGCUCGCCCUCGCUGAGCCGCUCGCCCCGACUGGCCUGGUUCCCGAUCCGCCUCGCCGACAAAGACGCCGGCGAACUGUUGGCGGCUUUUGAGCUCGUACGCCGGGAGAAGCCGGCAGUUCACCACGCUCCAGGGCAGGAGGCUGACAUCGGGAGCGCCAGCCCUGUUCUGGACGAGUUGACGUUCCCAGGGUUCCUCUGUGACAGCGUGCAGACACGGCCGGAGGAGUCGGACCUGCCGCGCCUGCCGCCUCAGAGGGAGCCCAAUGUCUUCGUGGUGCCUCGGGGGAUCAAACCUGUUCUGCGGAGAACCGCCAUCGAGGUGUUGGCUUGGGGUGUCCGCAACCUGAAGAGCUUCCAGUUGGCCAGCGUCAGCUCUCCGAGCCUGCAGGUGGAGUGCGGCGGCGCCGCGGUCCAAAGCUGCGUCAUCCGCAGCGUGAAGAAGAAGGCCAACUUUGACGUCAACGCCCUCUUCCUCGACGUGAGACUCCCCCUCGAGGAGCUCUACAUGCCCCCCAUCGUGAUCAAGGUCAUCGACAACCGUCAGUUUGGCAGGAAGCCCGUGGUGGGGCAGUGCACCGUCCGUUCCCUGGAAGAGUACCGCUGCUCCCCCGGGGAGGAGGAGGAGGAGGACGACGACGAGGAGAGGGACCGGGGGGAGUCGGACCAAGGCCGAGGUCAGAUGCCCCGCGUGGUUAGCGGCGACGCCUUCAUUACCGUGGACGACGAGGAGCCGCUCAUCGCGCAUCAGCUUGCAGACGGAGCCAGUUCCGCUCUCAUUAACCUCGCCGCUUCUCGCUGCGGCCUCCACGAGGAAGAGUUGAUGGACUGGUGGAGCAAGUUGUUCGCCUCAACGGGAGAGAUGAACAAGUGCGGGACGUACCUGGAGCGAGGCUCGGACACCCUGCGGGUCUACGAUAGGGAGUUGGAGAAGGUGGAGGCCUUUGAGGGUCUUUCGGAUUUCUGUCAAACCUUCAGACUGCGCCGAGGAAAGACGCAGUUGGAAGGCGACGAUCCUUCAGUUGUGGGCGAGUUCAAGGGUAUGUUUAAGAUCUACGCGUUGCCCGAUGACCCCUCGGCCCCCGCGCCUCCCCGAAAGUUCAGGAAGCUUCCCCCCAACGGCGCGGAGGAGUGUUUGGUCCGAGUCUACGUUGUCCAGGCUCGAGGACUUCAGCCCAAAGAUGCCAAUGGCAAGUGCGACCCCUACGUGAGGAUCACACUUGGGAAGAAGACCAUCAAUGACCAUGAAAACUACAUCCCUUGCACUCUGGAGCCUGUUUUUGGAAAGAUGUUCGAGCUGAGCUGUUCCCUCCACCAGGACAAGGACCUGCAAGUGACGCUGUAUGACCACAACGUGCUGACCAAAGACGAGAAGAUCGGCGAGACGGUCAUUGACUUGGAGAACCGCUUCCUGUCUAAAUACGGAGCCGGCUGCGGUCUGGCGCAGUCGUACCGCCUCUCGGGCGUGAACCGGUGGCGGGACCAGCUCACGCCCAGACAGCUGCUGUCCCGAGUUUGUGAGCGGCAGAAUCUGCGGAAGCCCCUCUACCGCAAAGACACGGUCCACUUCGGAGGGGCGCAGUACGCCGCCGCUGAUCUCGCGGACAGACACGCGUGCCAACGCCACCUGGGCCCGAUCGAGGAGCGUCUCUCGCUCCACAUCCUGAGGCAAAUGGGUCUGGUGCCGGAACACGUAGAGACCCGAGCUCUGUACAACCCGUUGCAGCCCGACAUCGAGCAGGGACGUCUGAUGAUGUGGGUGGACCUGUUCCCCAAGUCUCUGGGACCACCCGGACCCGCCUUCAACAUCACGCCGCGCAAGGCCAAGAAGUUCUUGCUGCGCUGCAUCAUCUGGAACACCAGCGAUGUCAUCCUAGACGACGUCAGUAUCAGCGGGGAGAAGAUGAGCGACAUCUACGUGAAAGGCUGGCUGGACGGGCACGAGCACAACAAGCAGAAGACGGACGUCCACUACCGCUCGCUGGACGGGGAAGCCAACUUCAACUACAGAUUCGUCUUUCCUUUCCUCUACUUGCCCGCCGAGCAGCUCUGCGUUGUCGACAAAAAGGAACAUUUCUGGAAUCUGGACAAAGCUGAAACUAAACUUGCCCCCAGACUGACUAUUCAGGUGUGGGACAACGACAAGUUCUCCUUCGACGACUACCUCGGUCACUUGGUGAUGGAUCUGAACCGCACGAUUCGUCCCGCCAAGUCGCCGGAGAAGUGCGGCCUGCAUCUGCUGGAGCAGCCGGCCGACCCGCGGGCGUCUCUGUUCGAGCAGAGGACCGUCAAGGGUUGGUGGCCCUGCGUCCGCGACCAGGACGGACAGAAACUCCUCGCUGGGAAGGUGGAGAUGUCGCUGGAGAUGGUGACGGAACAAGAGGACGAGGAGAGACCGGCCGGGCUCGGGCGAGACGAGCCCAACGUCAACCCCCACCUGGAGGAACCUCGGCGACCCGAGACUUCCUUCCUGUGGUUCUCGUCCCCCUACAAGACGAUGCGGUUCAUCCUUUGGCGACGCUUCAAGUGGUUCAUCGUCCUCUUCCUCGUCCUCGUUUUCAUCCUCCUCUUCCUCGGCGUCUUCCUCUACUCCUUCCCGAACUACGCUGCCAUGAAGAUGGUGGGCCCGUUUGGACCGGCCCGAGUCGCGCAGUGACCUCGGAGAGGAUUCUCCCAAUCAGAAGCAUCGGCGCUCGUCUCGUCUGCGUCACGCUCGUCUUUCCGUGGCGUCUCUCCUCUCUCUUUCCGUUUCAUGCGCUCCUCUCAUGUGCGCUCACGCAGCGAGGCGGGCGGAGGAAGCGCAGCCAGCAGAACUUGAACGGCCGCCACGGAAUCGGAGAUGGAUUCUGAUGUUGCGAGCGCCCGCUGCGAUGCCUCCGACUCGUUUCGCUGCGGCGAGGAGGGAAAAUUCCAAAUGGACUCAUUAUUCUCUUUGAACGCCAGUCGCGAGCGCUGCUGCGUUCAUACGGAAUUGUCAAAUCUUCAUUUCCUUUCCCCUCAGAUGCUUCUCUUUCUCGUCUUCAUGGCUCCCAUCAUCAUCAUCAUCAUCAUCAUCAUCAGCAGCAGCAGCAAAGGUGGAUCAAGCCACUGAUGGAAAAGUUAGUCUGUGAACUCGACCCGAGUGGAAAAGUUGACUUAGUCGGCCCGCCGGCCUUGUAAACAAAAGUCCCAUUGAGCGCUCAAACGUUGGAAAGACUUUUGGUACCACGUUGACGUGCCAGGUCCAAAGCUGGUGUUGCUUAUUGGUUCUGCCCUCUCCCUCCCCUCCUUUCACUCACUUGGGUGCCGUUAUACUUAUCUCCUUCGUUUAUUCAUACUUGUCCCACCUGCUUUGAAGCCCACAGCCCAAUUGCCCAAACUUUUUGUAUCGCGUACGUCUGUCUCCAUGGCAACACGCAGACGAGCCCUAGAGUUUUUCGUCUUCGCCGUAUUAUCAAUAAAGGUUGACUGCACAG